ACUCAGUUACCUUUUCUUUAAUGCAUCUUUGUGCUUGAAAAGCCAACCAUUUUUUUCUCUGUGUCAAAGCUCGAAGUCUUCACAGAGCAAUGGGGUUGUUGUGCAUACCCACGUGGCUCACAGCAACAGUUCAUAUGUUGUUCUUCAUUUAUUGUGCAUUCUGCAUUUCUCAAGCUCUUGGGGUCAGAACUUCGCAACAACCUCUUAAGUCUCUGCCAUUCAUUUGGCCUCUUCCUGCGAGAUUCAGCUAUGGCAAUGAGUCUCUUUCUGUUGAUCCUGCACUCUCUCUCUCUGGCAAUGGUGCUGCCUCUGCCUUUGUUCAAGCUGCUUUUGUUAGGUACAAAGGGAUUGUGUUCAAGAACAGUGACAGGUUUGGUUUUCUCAGAACACAAAGGGCUGCUUUUGAUGUUUCCAAAUUGAAGAUCACUGUGAAUUCAAACAGUGAGGAGCUUCAACUUGGAGUUGAUGAAAGCUAUAAUUUGUUCGUUUCAAGGGCUGAGGUGCAUUCUGGUGUUGGGGAAGUCACAAUUGAGGCAAAUACUGUUUUUGGUGCAUUGCGUGGAUUAGAGACGUUCAGCCAGUUGUGUUCUUUCGAUUACACAACUAAAACAGUACAAAUAUACAAGGCACCUUGGUCCAUCCGGGAUGAACCUAGAUUUCCAUACCGUGGGCUUAUGUUGGAUACAUCACGGCACUAUUUACCUGUUGAUGUAAUUAAGCAGAUAAUUGAAUCUAUGUCCUAUGCUAAACUUAAUGUUUUGCAUUGGCACAUUAUAGACGAGCAAUCAUUUCCUCUUGAAGUACCUACAUAUCCAAAUUUGUGGAAAGGUUCAUACACAAAGUGGGAACGUUACACAGUAGAGGAUGCAUAUGAUAUUGUCCACUUUGCCAAAAUGAGAGGCAUAAAUGUGAUGGCAGAAGUGGAUGUUCCUGGUCAUGCAGCAUCAUGGGGUGUUGGAUAUCCUGAUCUUUGGCCAUCACCCACCUGUAAGGAGCCACUUGAUGUUUCGAAGAAGUUUACUUUUGAUGUCCUUUCUGGUAUUCUAACAGAUAUGAGAAAAAUAUUCCCAUUUGAACUAUUUCACUUGGGUGGUGAUGAAGUGGAUACAGGUUGCUGGAGCAAUACUACUCAAGUGAAGAAAUGGCUUCAGAACCACAACAUGACUGCUAACGAUGCCUAUCAAUACUUUGUACUGAAGGCUCAAAACAUAGCUCUAUCAAAAAAUUGGAGUCCAGUAAACUGGGAGGAAACCUUCAAUACUUUCCCAACUAAGCUCCAUCCGAAGACUGUAGUGCAUAACUGGUUGGGUCCUGGUGUGUGUCCAAAGGCUGUUGCAAAAGGUUUCAGGUGUAUUUUCAGUAACCAAGGUGUAUGGUAUCUUGACCAUCUAGAUGUACCUUGGGAUGCUGUGUACACUGCUGAGCCACUAGAAGGUAUACAGAAAGCUUCAGAACAAAAACUUGUACUUGGAGGAGAAGUUUGCAUGUGGGGUGAAACAGCUGAUGCAUCAGAUGUUCAGCAAACAAUAUGGCCAAGAGCUGCAGCAGCAGCAGAACGGUUAUGGAGUCAGAGAGAUUCUAUUUCAAGAAACAUUAACAUAACUGCAUUGCCUCGGUUGCAAUACUUCAGAUGUCUCUUGAAUAGAAGGGGGGUUCCUGCUGCUCCUGUCAAUAAUUUUUAUGCUAGAACUGCUCCUGAUGGUCCAGGCUCAUGCUUUGAGCAAUAAUCCUGCAGUAUGCCUCAUCUGUCUACGUCUAGAGUGUGGUGAAUGU
Molecule: messenger RNA, 1773 nt
Organism: Abrus precatorius (Indian licorice)
Lineage: Eukaryota; Viridiplantae; Streptophyta; Magnoliopsida; Fabales; Fabaceae
Product: beta-hexosaminidase 1-like
Exons: 15
Coding region: 90-1727 (545 amino acids)
Biological process (GO): glycosaminoglycan metabolic process; carbohydrate metabolic process
Cellular component (GO): membrane
Molecular function (GO): beta-N-acetylhexosaminidase activity
Source: RefSeq, a predicted model, not a curated record